CUGAACAUUUCAACCUCAAUGCUUGUGUCAAGAUCAACAUCCAGACACACAAGUACUGUGACUUCUUUGACUCUCGUCUUUAAGAAGCAAUUCAACAUAGCAACAAGCUGGUCUCCCCUUCAAUUUUUCCGUCCACUCUUCCAAUCCUCCAUAGUCACCAUGUCACCCCUCAAAUCCUGGCUCCCAAUCCCACCCAAGAGCGACUUUUCCCUGGCCAACAUCCCCUUCGGCAUCAUCACUUCCCGAAACUCGCAGACGCAACACCGCCCCGCCACCGCAAUCGGCGACCACGUCCUCGACCUCCUGGCAUUCUCCCGCGGCAACGGCUUCUCCAAGCUCCCCUCCCUAGCUCCACACCUCUCCGUCUUCGAACAACCGACCCUCAACGACUUCGCCGCUCUCGGGAGGCCCGUACAUCGAGAAGUACGCAAGUACAUCCAAGAUGUAUUCGCGGACAACACCCCCUACCCUGGGAUAUUAAAAGACAACGAAGAGCUGCGCAAGAAUGCUCUGCUGCCAAAACAAGAUACCAAGACCCAUCUCCCGAUGCAGAUAGGGGAUUACUCCGAUUUCUUCGCCGGCAGGAAUCAUGCCGUGAAUCUCGGCUCCAUGUUCCGCGACCCCAAAAACGCCCUCCAGCCAAACUACAACCACCUCCCCGUCGGCUACCACGGCCGCGCCUCGUCCGUCGUCGUCACCGGAACCCCCAUUACGCGCCCACACGGCCAGAUCCUGCUCGACCCCAGCCAACCCUCCUCUCCAACCUUCGCGCCGUGCCGCUUCCUGGACAUCGAGCUCGAGCUCGCGUGUUUCCUGUGCAAAUCCAACCCGCUGGGCCAGCCCGUCCGGAUUAGAGACGCGGAGGAGUAUAUAUUCGGGUACGUGCUCAUGAACGAUUGGUCGGCGCGGGAUAUCCAGCGGUUUGAGUAUGUGCCUUUGGGGCCUUUUACCGCGAAGAGUUUCGCAACCACAGUUAGUGCGUGGGUUGUGCUGCCUGAGGCUUUGGAGCCGUUCCGGGCGGAGAAAUUGAGGAAUGAGAAGGAGGGGGAGGUCGCGAAGUAUUUAAGAGAGGGGAGGGAGGAUACCGUGUAUGAUAUUGGGCUGGAAGUUGAGCUCACGACGCCCGAUGGAGGGACGACUACCAUUAGUCGAGUGUCGGGGAAGAAUUUACUGUGGAGUUUUCCGCAGAUGGUGGCGCAUCAUAGUGUGGGUGGGUGUAACAUGCGGGUUGGGGAUCUGCUGGGGAGCGGGACGAUUAGCGGGACGAAGGAGGAUGGGAGUGAGUUUGGAAGUAUGAUUGAGAUGAAUCAGCAGGGGAAGAGGGAGAUUAUGCUGUCGGGGAUGGAUGUGCGGAAGUUUUUGAAGGAUGGGGAUACGAUUACGAUUCGGGGGACGUGUGGUGGGGAGGAGGGCGCGCUGGUUGGGUUUGGAGAGUGUAGUGGGACUAUUGAGAGUGCGAUACAGUUUGAUUAGGGGGUAAAUAGAAAUAAAAG
Messenger RNA from Mollisia scopiformis, 1493 nucleotides. Its product is annotated as Fumarylacetoacetase. The transcript is spliced from 2 exons. Gene Ontology annotation, biological process: L-tyrosine catabolic process; homogentisate catabolic process; L-phenylalanine catabolic process. Gene Ontology annotation, molecular function: fumarylacetoacetase activity. The annotation marks the transcript as partial. The record is from RefSeq and is a predicted model, not a curated record. Lineage: Eukaryota; Fungi; Ascomycota; Leotiomycetes; Helotiales; Mollisiaceae.